Molecule: messenger RNA, 1194 nt
Organism: Microthlaspi erraticum
Lineage: Eukaryota; Viridiplantae; Streptophyta; Magnoliopsida; Brassicales; Brassicaceae
Source: the annotation of a GenBank genome assembly
AUGGCCGGAACUGAUGUUUCAGGGAUACCAACUUUUAAGCUGAAACUUCUUGUCGACAAGGAGAAGAACAAGGUUGUCUUGGCCGAAGCUGGUAUGGAUUUUGUUGAUGUAUUCCGUAGUUUUCUGGCGCUGCCAAUGGCUACCAUUGUGAGAUUGCUGGAGAAAUAUGAGCCGGAUCUAAAGCCUCGAAUAGGCUGUUUCAACAAUCUCUACGAAAGUGUCUCUGAUUUGCCCGUUGAUGAUUUCAUGAGGGAAGCUUGUAAGGGUAUGCUUUUGUACCCGGAGAAGCAAUGCAGACAGCUUCAUCUUAACCUAGAUGAUGAUACCGAGUGUACUGAUGACAUAUUCAAUCUUAACACCGAGUGUGAUAAAAUAUCUGUCAUCGUCACCGAAAAUAUGCAAGUUCAAGUUGCUUCUACUCUUCUCAUCGUGAAUAUACUUAAUGGACUUGGUUAUAAAAAUCAUGACAUGCUGGAGAAGAGGUCUGUAGAUGUUGAUCACAAGGAGGCUCUAUCUCUGCUCCAUUGCUUGCUCUACUCAGAAACUCCUUUGACUGAUGUCUUCUUGAAAAAACUUAGCUCUUGUGGUAUACCAAGAUUGCCUGACAUGCCAACCCUCACUCCCGUGCAAGGUAGAGGUAUGGCAGAACCAAAACAAGUUGUGUCACUCACUGUACUUGUUAGGAAGCAGGACAAGAAAGUUAUUUAUGCUGAAAGCGGACCUGAGUUUGUGGAUCUACUUUUCCUUUUCCUGGCUAUCCCUUUGGAGUCUGUGUGGGAUAUAACUAGGAGCAAUACCAAACUGGGAUGCGUUGACAACUUUUGUACAAGCAUGAAGAGCUUGUUCUCUAGCGGAAAUGUAGUUUCCACAUGUAUGCUUCCUCCUCUGGAAUAUAGUUUCCGGAAAUCGUUGCUUGGUGUCCCUUACAAAAUGAAUAAUUUCAGUGAGUCACCUUAUUACAAAUAUAUAGUAACAGAAAGUUAUGAAGCUGAAGAGACAUGGGAAUGUGAUGAUCUCAGUGGCUUUGUGAAGAGAUGUGCAAGAUAUAUGAUCUCAGAUGAUCUUACCAUCACAGCUGCACACUCGUUUUCGACAAUCUCCUUUGUGAUGGAGUUGAACGUGGACUUUGAUGACAUGGAGUCAUAUACAAUCAACAUUAGCAAAACACAGAUUAAUAAUAGUGAAUCCGUCUGA